Molecule: messenger RNA, 3110 nt
Organism: Sinocyclocheilus grahami
Lineage: Eukaryota; Metazoa; Chordata; Actinopteri; Cypriniformes; Cyprinidae
Product: lethal(3)malignant brain tumor-like protein 3
Exons: 18
Coding region: 411-2516 (701 amino acids)
Biological process (GO): negative regulation of DNA-templated transcription
Cellular component (GO): nucleus
Molecular function (GO): histone binding; chromatin binding; zinc ion binding
Source: RefSeq, a predicted model, not a curated record
UGCGUUUUAGUUGAAUAGUAUCUAGUGUUGUCCAGUGUGUUAUUAUGUAGCGGUAGCCUGCUGCAUGAUACAGUGUUGCGCUGCGCAAAUCCGACCAUUUCUGUACGGUUCAGGGUUAUUUUGUCGUUUGCACAGAUAGGCUCGUGCUGUUAGCCUUCACAGCGUUUGUUUGCGUCACAUUUCUCCAGUAAAACCACCGUCAGAACUCGAGAGUUCGCUCGUUUGUAUUUACUGAGACGCUUCUGUACAUUUGGCGAGCAUGGGUCGCACGCAGGAAUGUAUUUUUAGCAACACAACAGCAAUGGCGAUGCUCCGCGCGUUAGGAGAGCCGCGGGCGGCGCGGGGAGCGUCAGCGACAGCGUCGAGAUCCGUCGCAAUUGUUUCAGCGCAAAACUUUCGAUAUUGUCAGGAUGGGCGAGUGUGAAGCGCCACGGCUGUGCGCAUGCGCACUGGAGCCGCCUGGCCAAUUGCUCAGUACUCGUGGGAGAAUUUGGCUGUGUGCGGGUGUGAUGGAGUCGUCGGGCCCGAGCACAGCCGCUCCAGAGUUUGAUGUGUACGGGGCGAUGGACUGGAAGGACGGAGUGGGAACACUGCCUGGCAGCGAGCUCAAGUUCCGGGUGAAUGAGUUUGGGGUCCUGGAGGUCAUAACGGACGAGAUGGAGGAGGAGAGGGGCAAAAAAGCUCACGCCACCACCACGUGGAGCGUCCCCACUGCACAAGAGGCUCUCUCUAAGGAGCCAGUCUCAAAGGAGGAGACGUCGUGGGCCCAGCGAGGCCUCGUGUGUGUCCGCUGUAACAGGAAGGGCUCGGUGGUGGACUUCCUGUCUGACGGACUUCACUGCAGUGAGCGCUGUCUGCAGCAGGAGCAGCAAGAUGAGCUGAAGAGAGAAGGCUCCAGAGCAAACGGAGAGGCGCUCGGGAGGAAGAGAUCCCGCAUGACCGAGAGACUUGCUGAAGACUUGGACAGCUCGAUGGAGAUCGCCGAGGAGGACGAUGAAGACUACGUCAGUUCACUUACUUUUGCUCUUCAUCUUUUGUUUUCAGAUUUCUCUGGCUGGUUUUAUGUAGCAGUGACGUCGGUUCCGUAUGGAGGCAAGAAGGCGUGGUGUUGGGCCUCAUACCUGGAGCAGGAGAGAGCCAUCGCUGCCCCCAGUAAACUCUUCAAGGAGACCGUGACGCCAUCAGGUUUUAGGGUUGGUAUGAAGCUGGAAGCCAUCGAUAAGAAGAAUCCCUCGUUCAUCUGCGUCGCCACGAUUACAGACAUGGUGGAGAGUCGAUUCCUGGUGCACUUUGACGACUGGGAUGAAAGUUAUGACUACUGGUGUGAUGCAACGAGUCCUUAUAUCCAUCCGGUUGGCUGGAGUCAAGAGAACGGCAGGACCCUCACCACCCCUCCAGGAUACCCUGAUGUGAAGAACUUCUCCUGGGAGAAAUACUUGGCAGAGACCAGCUCAUUACCAGCUCCUGCUCGAGCCUUCAAAGUGAAACCUCCUCACAGUUUCCAGCUCAAUAUGAAGUUGGAGGUGGUCGACAAGAGGAAUCCUGCUCUGAUCCGAGUGGCCACAGUGGUUGAUACAGACGACCAUCGACUGCGGAUCCAUUUUGAUGGCUGGACAGAUGAAUAUGAUUAUUGGAUCGAUGCAGACAGCCCAGAUAUUCAUCCUGCCGGGUGGUGCGCCAAAAUCGGACACCCACUGCAGCCACCCAUCACUCCUCAGGACGUGUUUGAGACGUCUGAGCAGAGCGGCUGUCCUACGCCAGGCUGUAAAGGAGUGGGUCACAUCAAAGGAGCCCGCUACUCUGGACACCACAGUGCCGUGGGUUGCCCGUAUUCUGACAUCAACCUGAAUAAGGACUCGGUUCUGCCGGAUCGCUUGAGCGGAGAGAUGCCGGGAAGCGGAGUGGGCCGGCCGCGCAGAGCAGAACCAAACACAGAGAUUUCAGCUGACGCUAAUGACAAACCCGUCACCUCUGUCCCAUCACAUCCGGAUAAACCCAGCACAGCAGCCGCUGCCAUGGAGACGCCGGUGAAGAAGCCCGUCGGCACGGAGACCAAGCGAAGGGUUGGUCGGCCCUGUAAAGUCCGGAAAGUCGAGGAGCUGCCACAGGAAGAGGAACUGGAGAGUGAGGUGUCGUCAGUCACCGAAACCAAAGAGCUGACUCUACAGCAGGCUUUGCACCAGUCUGUAUUCAUGCCGUGUUCCAGCCCAUCUCCCAGCAUGCCUCACUGCUGGGAUCAGCACAGCAAACUGCUUCCAACAGUGGCAGGCAUCACAGCCAGUAAAGUGGCAGCGUGGAGCGUGGAUGAGGUGAUUGAGUUUAUUCAAGGACUUCCAGGCUGCAAGGAGCAAGUGCGCACCUUCAGAGAAGAGCAAAUUGAUGGCGAGGCCUUCCUGUUAUUGACUCAGGUGGACCUGGUGAAGAUCCUCAGCAUUAAACUAGGGCCGGCUCUAAAGAUAUAUAACUCUAUUCUAAUGUUUAAAACAACAGAGAACUCUGCCUGCAACGAACUCUGACCAGACAGACCGACAGCCAAGAGAGUUCAGAACUGCUUCAGUCAAAGGGCUCGUCAUGAAGAUUCAUACAGUACACACCACACUAUUAUACAUGAUCAACACGAUGUAGUUUAUGUCCGAAUGAGCAGGAUAAACACAUAUAUUGACAUUCAGAAUUCAUUCAGACAGCACAAGAACGUUUCUGCACUGUCAUUAAUAAUCAUAUUUGUACGCACAUGAUGAUUUCAGGUAGUGCUCUUUCAUUAUAGUGUUGUCGGUGAGAAUGUAUAUUUACUGAGGGGUUAUCGGAGAAUUAGCGCUUUUCUAAAUUCAGGUGCUAAUUGAAUUCAGCUACAUGCACUGAAGAGCCGCACAAUGUCUCAUUGUUUCUGUUAAAACUCUCCUUUAAUUCAUAGCUGGAGAUCAUUUAAGUGUUUUGAUAGAGUUCUGGAUGGAGGACUGGCAGAAGGGGGUUGAAUAUCAGAGCAUUAAAUGAACACAUGCAUCCUCUUUGAUUUUCUUGUUUCCAGUGUGCUGUGACGUCAUAUUAAUACAUCAUGCCACAGUUCUUCAUUACGGUUACAGUCAUGGAAUUUCUUUUUUUCUUUCUUUAUC